AUGAAAGGAUGUUCUAUUUUCAGAUCUGGGCAUUUUUUAUUUCUGCUUUGUCUUUUUGCUGUGGAAGGCAAAAAGUCACCUACAGGAAAACAUACCUGCAGAAAAGGACUCCUCUCCCAGGUGACAGAGAACCUGUAUGUCAAGGCAACUAGUUUAAAAUCAUCUAUUCCUAAGGAUCUCAUCAAGACCACAAGAUUGCUUAAAAAGACUACAAAAAUGCUGUUUAUGACAAACUGCACUGUUCGAGAUCAGCUCCUCUCCUUCUAUGUGAAAAAUGUCUUCAGUCGUCUUGAAGUGGGAAGUGACAAGUUGUACUUCAUUAGUGCCUUCCAGGCCCUGCAAGCAAACAUGGAUGCCUGUCUUCCGUGUGCUCCAUCCACAAGGUUAACUUCUGCAGUCAAAAAGUUAAAGAGAGUGUUUCUUAAGCUUGGAGAUCAGGGAAUCUACAAGGCCAUCCAUGAACUGGACAUUCUCCUUCCCUGGAUUCAGGCCUACAUACAAACCAUCAUAUGA
This is a messenger RNA of Zonotrichia leucophrys gambelii, 513 nucleotides long. RefSeq names its product interleukin 26 (gene IL26). The transcript has 5 exons. The record is from RefSeq and is a predicted model, not a curated record. NCBI's taxonomy places the organism in Eukaryota, Metazoa, Chordata, Aves, Passeriformes, Passerellidae. Bases 1 to 513 code for a protein of 170 amino acids.